AAGCAGAUAACGACGCCGCCGUACACAACGCAACGGCCAGGAUGCACUCCAACAAGUUGGGAAUAUCUCUACGGCCUCGAUGAUUUCCAUGGGAUAUAAGACUUUCGGGAAAACUGAGAUGAAAAUAAAUUUAAAAUCCGCGGUAUAAUCCACUGAAUCGACGCCGGCAAGUCCGCUCAUGGUUGUGUAAAACCUGUGGUUAAGGUUGACCGGGGUUAGAAUUAGGUCGCAGGUGGGGUUAAUUGAGGGUUUGGAGAGUAGGGCCUAUAUAAGGGCCAUGGAGUAGACCGAAGGGUUUCUUGUGCUAUUUUGACGGCUUCUGCCGUCUUUCUGUUGGUUCUCUGGUUCCGGGGUUCGUUGUUCGGUCAGACAGCAUAAUUUCUUUUUUUUAUUUUUUGGGGUAGGAAAUUUUUGGGGGUUUCUAUCCGAAAAUGGCUUCUGCUGAAAUCGAGUUCCGUUGCUUUGUGGGCGGGCUUGCCUGGGCCACUGAUGACCGCAGCCUUCACGACGCUUUUAGCCCGUUUGGCGAAGUUCUGGAGUCCAAGAUCGUAAGCGACCGCGAAACUGGAAGGUCUCGUGGAUUCGGCUUCGUGACCUUCAGUGAUGAGCAGGCGAUGAUGGACGCCAUUGAGGCUAUGAACGGCAAAGAGCUAGAUGGGAGGAAUAUUACAGUCAAUCAGGCCCAAUCCAGGACUGGCGGCGGUGGCGGUGGCGGCGGAGGCUAUCGUGGCGGCGGCGGUGGUGGAAGCGGUGGAUACCGCAGUGGUGGUGGUGGCUAUGGUGGUGGCGGCCGUGAAAGAUCUGAACGCGGAUAUGGUGGUGGCGGCCGUGGCGGCGGCGGUGCUGGUUAUGGUGGCGGCGGCAGUGGUUAUGGUGGUGGAGGUUCUGGUGGAGGUUCCCGUUAUGGCGGUGGUAGCGGUGGCUAUGGUGGUGGUGGCGGCGGUGGAUCGCGUUACGGUGGUGGUGGCGGAGCGUCUGAAGGCAGCUGGAGGAGAUGAGCGUAGAAGUCAUGUUGGGGUUUGGGGUUUGUUUUACUAUGAGUUGGUUUGUAGGUUUUAAAUAUUUGCAUCUGUGUUUCUAGUGGGUGGUCUUUGAGAUUUGCUUGAUGCUUCGAAAUGGGUUCUAAGGUUCGGUGUAAAGUCUUUGUCCUGUUUUUGAUCUGGAUCUUGCGGCUCUAUAUUGGCCUAUACAAGUUGAAUGUUCUGUUAAUGGCUUCUUUUGUAAUGUUGCUCUGGAUAAUGAAUGAUUGGGGAUUUAUACUUGUUCUCA
Molecule: messenger RNA, 1269 nt
Organism: Cryptomeria japonica (Japanese cedar)
Lineage: Eukaryota; Viridiplantae; Streptophyta; Pinopsida; Cupressales; Cupressaceae
Product: glycine-rich RNA-binding protein GRP1A
Exons: 2
Coding region: 432-998 (188 amino acids)
Molecular function (GO): mRNA binding
Source: RefSeq, a predicted model, not a curated record